UGAGAAUUAGGUUUGGGAGGAGAGUGAUACGAAGUUCACGGCCGUCGAAACUCUGUAGCAGAAGGAGAAGCAGACGCCGCCGAAGAUGGUGAAAGGAAGGGAAGGAGAGAGAGUCAGACUCUACAUCCGAGGAACAAUUCUCGGCUACAAGAGGUCUAAAUCCAACCAGUACCCGAACACUUCAUUACUCCAGAUCGAGGGUGUUAAUUCCAAGGACGAGGUUUCCUGGUACCAAGGAAAGCGAUUGGCUUAUAUCUACAAGGCUAARGUGAAGAAGAAUGGGACACAUUAUCGUUGCAUUUGGGGCAAGGUCGCUAGGCCUCAUGGUAACAGUGGCAUUGUUAGAGCGAAGUUCAAGUCUAAUCUGUCACCAAAGUCCAUGGGUGACAGGGUCAGGGUAUUCAUGUACCCCAGCAACAUUUGAGAUAACUUUCUCUUUAUCCUUUUACCCUUUCAUGGAGAACCUAGAUGAAACUACUGGAAGGGAUUUUUAUUUUUAUUAUAUUUUGUGAGCUAAGAUAGAAGCAUUUACUGUUUUCCGAACUGAGUAAUUUUUGGCGUUUAGUGGAUGUUUCACUCUCAAGUAGUUGAACAGAAUUUUACAACCAUUUGUCUUGAGCAUUUUCAUGUGUUAAGCUAUGUGGUUGCAGUUCCUAUCAAGUGGUUUUCUCGUAUACAAAUCCUAUGUACUUGUGUUA
Molecule: messenger RNA, 698 nt
Organism: Momordica charantia (bitter melon)
Lineage: Eukaryota; Viridiplantae; Streptophyta; Magnoliopsida; Cucurbitales; Cucurbitaceae
Product: large ribosomal subunit protein eL33w
Biological process (GO): translation
Cellular component (GO): ribosome
Molecular function (GO): structural constituent of ribosome
Source: RefSeq, a predicted model, not a curated record